Molecule: messenger RNA, 1377 nt
Organism: Onthophagus taurus
Lineage: Eukaryota; Metazoa; Arthropoda; Insecta; Coleoptera; Scarabaeidae
Gene: Dnaaf3
Product: Dynein axonemal assembly factor 3
Biological process (GO): motile cilium assembly; axonemal dynein complex assembly
Source: RefSeq, a predicted model, not a curated record
AAUAGUAAAAGUCAGUCAAUUUUUCUUAAAAAAAUAUGCUUUGGGGUUUAACUCCAGCUUUAGAUCUUGCGGGAGAACUAAAUAGACACGUUCAUCUAAAUGAUGAGGUAAAUAUUUUACUGGUUGGCAGUUCAGAUUGCCGUCACAUUUUAAAAACGUUAGCGAAGCGUUACACAAGAAAACACAUAAAAUUAAAUUUUUUUAUAAUGGAGUCUUGUCAAGAAGCGGUUGCGAAACAAAUCCUUUUACUUUAUCUUGCCUUACGACCGGAAGAAGAACUCGGAAUCGUCCAAAAAACCAGGUAUUUUAUGGAACUGUACGGAAACAGUAUGAUUAGACCAGCAGUUGCAAAUUACCUAUCAUCAAGAUCGUCGGAUUUUGUUGAAAUGAUCACAAAUUAUGAGUAUAUGAACGAAAUAAUGCCGUUUUUAAAACUGGAUAUUAAAUACAAAGAUAGAGAUUAUAUCGAAAAUGUUUUUAAAUUUUGGGGUGGGAUCGAUCCGUUCGAUAUUUGCGAUUGUUGGGAUAAAAGAGUAAGAAAAACUUUAGGGGUUAGAUAUGAUAACAAAAAAGGCGCGUUCGAUUGGGAUCUUCAAAUGAGAUUCCAUGCCAUCGGAGGAAAUAUUGUUGGAGGCCAGGAAUAUCAAUAUUUUCGAAGUACUGGUGUCGCUUUCUCUUGGUUAGAAUCGGAAGUUUCGAAACCAAAUCGAUCAAUGGUUACUGGGGUCAUUCCGAAUGGUGAAAAAUUUCUCCAUUACGGAUAUUUAGGUGAUAUUAUUACCGGGCCGUUUGUUACGUACGGUUUGGAAUGUUCAGAUCCAACAUUUUUAACGAAAACCAACAAUUUAUAUGCAAACCGAUCAACUGAUGUCACUGAAAGGAAUUUAAGAGAAAUUUUUCAUGAGAUACAUUAUAACUCUAAUUAUACUCACCAAAAAACUAGCGAUGUGAACUUAGGGUAUUGCGUCGCACAAUUAAAUGAUUUAAAAGUUACUGAUGUACAACAGGAAAAAAAUGUUAUUAAGAAAAAGGUGAGAAAAUGUAUUGAAAUUGAGGAUUUUACCGUGACGUUUUUGUCGUUACAAAUGUUAUCAUCCAUGAAACAUAAAGAAAAAUUUCACAACUUAUUCGAUGUGGUAUAUUUUAAUUCGAGUUAUAUCAAAAAUAUUGAACAAGAUUUAAUUGAAAAAAUAGCAAACAAUCAAUCUCUUUUAUACAUAGAAAAUUGCCUUUUUGUUUUAAAUUGCAGAGAAAAAGACUUGGAAGAAUAUAAAAAAAAUGUUUUAGAUAAAAUCGGAGAGUUAGAUAAAAAGGAAAUAGAAUUCAACCCAACAAUGAGUAAAUAUUUUAAGUUUAUUAUAAAAUAAUAACGUAAUG